GACCCCCUUCUACUCGCCGCUGUACUCGCCGCUGAUGAUUUUUAGCCAUGGCCAACGGCUGAGGGAAAAGGUUCACGAAAGCCCCGGUUAAUGCAAUACCCCAGCCAUUGGGUUCAAAGACUCAAUUUUACCACCCUUUUCCAAAACGGUUCCUAUCGCCAUAUCCGAUACCAUGAUCAUCCUACACUACUUGAACGAUUCUCGUGCGCAACGGGUCCUCUGGCUUUGUGAAGAACUCUCGCUUCCAUACGUCCUUGAGCACUAUAAACGCGACAACGUUCACCGGCGCCCUCCACCAGAACUCAGAGCCGUGGAGCCAUUGGGAACGUCUCCAAGUAUCGUAGACACUGGAGUAGAUGGUACGAAAAAAGUCGUUUUGGGCGAAAGUGGUGCAAUAGUCGAAUAUCUACUUGAAACGUAUGGUCAAGGAACUGAGUGCUAUAUAGAGCCGAAAAGUGAGAGGUGGACAGUUAAUCUGUUUUAUACCCAUCUCUCCGAAGGCUCUUUACAACCCUUGCUCUUCUUCCCCUUGCUCACGAAUGUUUACAAGUUCGGAGACCCGGAAUCGAACGGAAAAGAUACGAAAUAUGUAUGUCAGAACUAUAUCAACCCCAAUCUCAUCAAGUUCGGCAGAGUGAUUACGAAUCGGCUUCGCGCUGUUGGGCCCGGAAACUACCUUGCUGGGGAAUCUACGCCAACCGCGGCCGAUUUCAUGAUGUUUUAUACCCUUGGGGCAUUCAUUGCACGGGCACCGCUUGAAGCUGUUAGUGAGGAGAUGAAAGCGUAUAUUCAAAUGAUUAAAGAAAGGCCAGCUUACAAGAGAGCUCUAGAGAAAGGCGGUCCUUUUUCGAUGAUUUCGUGAAAUAUUCGUGCACAUGGCCCAGAAAAUUUGACUUAGGUCGCUCAAGUGGCCCCGUGGUAUUGAGGGCGCUGCCACCCCAAGCUUUCCAGAUCUAGCGAAUCAUAUUCAUGUGCAUAGGCUCUAAUAAUACAUUCUCUCUAUCCA
Messenger RNA from Marasmius oreades (fairy-ring Marasmius), 1006 nucleotides. RefSeq lists its product as uncharacterized. The transcript is spliced from 7 exons. The coding region runs from base 173 to 862 and encodes 229 amino acids. Lineage: Eukaryota; Fungi; Basidiomycota; Agaricomycetes; Agaricales; Marasmiaceae. The record is from RefSeq and is a predicted model, not a curated record.